This is a messenger RNA of Panicum virgatum (switchgrass), 1526 nucleotides long. RefSeq names its product chaperone protein DnaJ-like. Lineage: Eukaryota; Viridiplantae; Streptophyta; Magnoliopsida; Poales; Poaceae. The transcript is spliced from 5 exons. The record is from RefSeq and is a predicted model, not a curated record. Bases 480 to 1067 code for a protein of 195 amino acids.
AUAUCUCGGCCCGCCCGCGGAAAAGAGAGGGAGACGGACCGGGCUUUUCCGGCCUCUCCAGAACGUUCAGGAUUCCAGAUAUUUUUCAUUCCAACAGCUAGCCCUCCCCAUCUCUUCCCUUGUCUUCCCGCGCUUCGCAAGGCUUCGUCUAUCCUCUCCUCCUUUCUCCCAACCCGCUGGCUCCCAUCAAUCUCACCCUCGCCCCGAGAUAUUUUCCCGUGCCACCGGCCCUCGUUAUAUAUACAGCCUGUCCGCCCCCGCCGCUUUCCCUCGCUCGUCGCCAUCGCCGUCAGCUCCGCCACCAUCCCGGGUACCUGCCGUACAGCAGAUGCUCUAGCAGCAGCCCGUGAGGACACGACGGGAAGGAGGAAGGAAAGAGGUCGAAGCGCCGAGGAGGAGGAAGGCCAAAGCGCCCAGAGUCGUGUGAUUUGGGGAGGAUAAGCAGCCAGGUUCGUGCCGGCGCCCGGAGCGAGCCGGCGAUGAGCAGCGGGGCGCAGGGGAGGAGGAUGCAGCCCCCGGCGCGGUCGUCGUCGUACUACGCCGUGCUCGGCGUCCGCCCGGGCGCCUCCGCCGCCGAGAUACGCGCCGCCUACCACCGCCUGGCCAUGAGGUGGCACCCGGACAAGAUCGCCCGCGGCCGCGCGGCGGCGGCGGACCCGGCGCGCGCGGAGGAGGCCAAGACCAGGUUCCAGCAGAUACACGAGGCCUACCAAGUGCUGUCGGACGAGAAGAGGAGGGCGCUCUACGACGCCGGGAUGUACGACCCGCUCGACGACGACCAGGAGGACGUGGAGGGAUUCCACGACUUCCUCCAGGAGAUGAUCUCGCUCAUGGCCACCGUCGGCAGAGAGGAGCCCGUGUACAGCCUGGGCGAGCUCCAAUCCAUGCUGGACGUGAUGAUCCAGGACUUCGCCGCCCCCCAGCCGGAGCCCAGCGGCUUCUUCGCCGGCACCGCGCCGCCCUUCGGCGAGCCGGGCGCCGCGGAGUCGACCGGCGCCUCCGCGCGCUUGCAUCCCCAGGGGGUCGGCGGCUCGGCGUGCUUCAGCCGGACGGCGUUCUCCCGGUGACGGCCGCGCUCCAGAGCCAGGUUCAGAGAUCCGCAGAAGAGCAGCAGCUUCUGCACCCGUGCACAUUCAGCGCCAUGGGGAGGGAAUGUCCAUGGCAGCAGCUCUUGAAAUGGACGGUGCAGAGAGGCCAAUGAGGGGCGUCGUCGUCGUCCGCUCGACCAACUCAUUUUGGGGAAGGUGGAAAUGAUUCUAGCUAGGACAAAAAGGGAUAGAACAGAAUCUGGCGCCACUCACUGAGCAGCUAAUAAAAAGGAUUUUUCUUUUUGUGUUUGUGGUCUGUCAAUGUAGCCGUCUCCUAGCCUAGCAAGCAUCAACGCUGUACAUAUGGCGAGCACCUGAUGUUGCCUUUGUGAUAGCUUGUAUUACGUGUGCUUGGUGAGGCAAUUUGGGCCAUGUUUGGUUACAACUCUGAAAUUUUUUUCAAAAAAAAUGAAUAUAUGUAUGGAGUACUAAAUGAAA